UAGCAAUCUAAGCAUCACACCUUCCUGAGAAAAAGAGCAUUUUAGGAAGGACACCACAGAAUCAUGAUUCAUCCAAAGAAGCUGGCUCAACUGGCUAAGAAGUUGCAGAGGCUGGUGGCAGCCGGUGGCCAGGAGACUGCAGACACCGAUGGAUGCUGCAGCACUGCUUCUGUUGCAGACAAGGGCCAUUGUGUCGUGUACACCGCUGAUGGAUCACGGUUCGAGGUCCCAUUGGCUUACCUUGGCACAGUGGUCUUCAGAGAGCUCCUACGGAUGUCUCAAGAGGAGUUUGGUUUGACCUGCGACGGCAAGAUCACAUUGCCCUGUGAUGCCUCUGUGCUGGAGUAUGUGAUGUGUUUGAUUAGGAGAGAUGCCUCUGAAGAGGUCGAGAAGGCAUUCCUGAGCUCCAUAGUGAGGCCUUGCUACACUGCGAGUUGUUUGCCUUCAUCAGCUGGAUUUUAUCAGCAAUUUUCUGUUUGUAGCUAGUGGUACAUGUUUUUUUUCAGUUAGAUAUGUCAGUUGUCAGGACAAUAGGAAAUGCAACAGAGAUCCUAUU
This is a messenger RNA of Triticum dicoccoides, 556 nucleotides long. Its product is annotated as auxin-responsive protein SAUR36-like. The transcript has a single exon. NCBI's taxonomy places the organism in Eukaryota, Viridiplantae, Streptophyta, Magnoliopsida, Poales, Poaceae. Gene Ontology annotation, biological process: response to auxin. The record is from RefSeq and is a predicted model, not a curated record. The coding region runs from base 64 to 486 and encodes 140 amino acids.